Molecule: messenger RNA, 1826 nt
Organism: Papaver somniferum (opium poppy)
Lineage: Eukaryota; Viridiplantae; Streptophyta; Magnoliopsida; Ranunculales; Papaveraceae
Product: cytochrome b561 and DOMON domain-containing protein At3g61750-like
Exons: 6
Coding region: 98-1303 (401 amino acids)
Source: RefSeq, a predicted model, not a curated record
UAGGUACCAGCACCGUAGAAUCAUUGACGGAAUCUCAAAACCUCAGAUCGACAAUAAUCAUCAUCGACAGUUAUGCUUCGAUUACACAGCAACAACAAUGGAGAAAUCAAACCCUAAAAAGAUCUCAUAUCUGAGAUUUCUCUUAGUUUUUGUUGUUGCCCUAAUUCUUGUAUGGGAACAAAAACUUUCCCCAGUUGUUGCUGAGUAUGAUGAUGAAGAUGCUCAUGAUUGUUGUAAUUGUAACCGGAAUUUGUCUCGAUUUCUUCCCUCACGUUAUAAGCAUUUUACUAAUAUGACCUGUGCGGAUCUUUGGAGUCCUUUCACUUUGAGGUACUUUAAAAGUGAAGACCAUAUCUUGACCGUCAUAGUAUCAGCAGCAUAUACCCACGGAUGGGUUGCAAUGGGUUUUUCGCCGACAGGUGUCAUGGCUGGUUCAAGUGCUAUGGUAGGUUGGAUUGGUGAACAUAACAAAGCUAGUAUCAAACAGUACUACCUGGAAGAAGCUUUGGAACUUAUGGUCAAACCAGACCAGGGUGAUUUAAACCUCACCCAUGUUAAGCCUGCUGUUGUUCUUUACAGAUCCACCAUUUACUUGGCAUUUCAGAUGCACUUUGGUUCACGUAAAUCUCACCAAUUCAUAUUAUUAGCAUAUUCGGACAAAACCCCCGUCGACGACCGCCUAAAAGAACAUAUUGAAAGGACAACCAUUACAUUCGACUUCAGUCAAGGUUCUUUCUCUGACGCAGUUCAGAAUCUCCAGGACAGUGUUAUGACAUUUAAGAACAGCCACAGAAUAUCCAGUAUCUUUGGAUGGGGAGCACUCCUUCCAGCCGGAGCUAUCAUCUCUAGAUAUUUUAGGCAUCAUGAUCCAUUAUGGUAUUAUCUUCAUGCCUCAAUUCAAUCCAUGGGAUCUAUUUUUGUGCUUGUCACCAUGUUGGCUGGUGAGCUGCUUUAUAGAGAAGAUGAACCAGAUAUCUGGUUGCAUAGAGCAUUCGGAUAUUUAACCCUAGUCUUAUGCAUUUUACAGGUUUUGGCAUCCGUGAAAAGGCCAAGCCUAGACUCGAAAAUGCGCUGGUAUUGGAAUUGUUAUCACGCAUUGGUGGGGAGAACUGCUCUCUUCUUGGGAGCUUUAAACAUUGUUAUUGGGCUUCAAAUUGGAGGCUCAAGCACUCCUUGGAAAGUUGGCUAUGGGGUUCUUCUUGCUGUCAUUCUCGUUACUGUUGUCAUUUUAGAAGCACUUUCAUGGUUGGGAAAGCCUGUCAAAGUACGUUCUCCAGCUUUCAAAACGAACUUGAACCGCUAAGGCUUCAUUAAGAUGCACAAAAUCAGAUGGGAAGUUCGUGAAUCUGCUUUCUGUAUCUUAAACAACUUGCAAGAUGUUCGUAAGAAAGUCGAGUCGUCUUGAAGGGGAUGAUUGUGGUUUAUAUUAGAAAGCACUUCAUCUUUUUCAUGGCAUGAUAUAUAAUGACCCUCCUCUAAAGCAGUCCUAUAAAGCUUUUCAAUAUUGGAUCUAAUUUCAAGGUAGCACAAUGGCAGAACAAACUCUGGUACGUCAUAUAAUCUCUUCAAAAUGGGCCGGUGCUAUUUUGCCUCAUUUAGAUGUAAUUCCAUAAUUCAAUAUGAAAGAAACAGGGAAAAUAUUCAUUUAAUGCAGCGUUAGAUGAAAUCCAAGCUGUUUAUUUGUAAAAUGAUUUGCAAAAUGAAUCUGUAUCCAUCAUGCUUUGUACAGACCAACUUUAGGCGUGAGAAAAAUUAGACGGCAUUUUAGGAGAUAAAAGAUUGUUGUGAUUACACUAUUUUGCUUUUAUACUUGUUUCCACAACUAA